Molecule: messenger RNA, 1539 nt
Organism: Asterias rubens (European starfish)
Lineage: Eukaryota; Metazoa; Echinodermata; Asteroidea; Forcipulatida; Asteriidae
Product: actin-related protein 2/3 complex subunit 3-A-like
Exons: 6
Coding region: 103-633 (176 amino acids)
Biological process (GO): regulation of actin filament polymerization; Arp2/3 complex-mediated actin nucleation
Cellular component (GO): cytoskeleton; Arp2/3 protein complex
Molecular function (GO): actin filament binding
Source: RefSeq, a predicted model, not a curated record
AAGAGGCAGUGGCCCGUGUACUUCCGCGUUGGGGAUCGGACUGCGGGUGGAACUGAUUUUGUUUUCUUGUGUAGUUGAAGAAUUGCAGAAAAUCUCAUCAAAAUGCCGGCAUAUCACUCUGCCCUUCAAGCUCAAACGAGUGUUUGCAAACUAGCGUUGCUUCCACUAAACACCAAAUUUAAAGGCCCAGCACCUCCAGGUGAUGGAAAUCCUGACAUCAUCGAUGAAUCCAUGUCCUAUUUCAAGGCCAAUGUGUUCUUCAGAACCUAUGAAAUCAAAAGUGAAGCAGACAGAGUUCUGAUCUACAUCACACUAUACAUCACUGAGUGCCUGAAGAAAUUGCAAAGGUGCACAUCCAAGGUUAACGGUAAGAAGGACCUGAUCAGCCUUGCUAUAGCUAACUUUGACAUUCCUGGUGAGCCACGGUUCCCGUUGAACGCCAUGUACCAGAAGCCAUCUAACAAGAAUGAAGCAGAUCAAGUUCGAUCGUACCUGACCCAGAUUCGGCAAGAGACUGGACAGCGUCUCGUAGAAAAAGUCUUUGAUCCGGCAACAGAUAAACCAAGCAAGUGGUGGAUGUGCUUUGCUAAAAGAAAGUUUAUGGAGAAGAGUCUGUCUGCACCUGGCCAAUAAAGGUCAUGGGUCAACGGUCAAGAAAUGGAUGUCAGUCUGUCUUAUUAUUUUAAUUUACUCAAGCCUUUUACCAGGCAUGCAAUUUUUCUUCAGCUGAUCUGGUCCCAAUUUCAUGAUGCUGUUAAGCAAAAUAUAGUCUGUAACAUUUUGCAAACUUAACUACAAAUUUAAUAAAUCUUUAAUUUGAAAUCAUUACUGAGUUGUUAUUUUAUGCAAAUGUUGAGAUACACCAACUGUGAAGACUAGUCUUUGACAAUUACAAUAGUGUCUAGUGUCUUUAAAUCAGUGCCAUGAAAUAGGGCCUGAUAAAUGUCAAAGACGAUGAUACUUUUCUUUAGGGUUCAUACCUUUUUAUUUAAUGUACAACCAUGGUUUUACAGGCUAUGGCCCAAUUUCAAAGAGCUGCUUAAACACAGCUGCUUAAAUAAAAGUAUGCUUACUAGAGUAAGGCUAUCAGCCACAAUACAAUGUCACAUGUUUCUUUGAAACUGCUAACCUCUUAAUUUUGGCUAAGCAGACAAAUUGUUAAGCAAUAUUUACUCCACGAUAGAAGAAUAUAAUAGCAAGACAGUUCCCUAAAGAUCAAUCUCUACCUGGCAAGUAGAUACACACAUGGUGUUACUGCAAACCAAAUAUAUAUCAAUAUUUACUGCUAAAGGAGCUCUAUAAAACUGGGCGGGGGGGGGGGAGCUGGUUAGUAUUUGAAGCCACGAUAGUGUGCAUCAACUUUUUAGAUAAUUGUACCAACAGUAGGAGGGUUGCAAAUUUAAAUUAUAAAUUCUUUAUUUUGAAGGUAAAUGCAGUAGUAUUACACAACAUUGCUUUUAAAUCUUCUAUUGUAAAAGAAUAGUCUGUAACAUUUUGCAAACUUGAAUACAAAUUUAAUAAAUCUUUAAUUUGAAAUUA